UCGUUUAGGGAAACCACGCAUGCGCGAAACCAUUUUUUUGUGCAGGCGGGGACUACGUUUCCCGGUGUGCUGUGCGUUGGAAAUCUUGAGGAGCGAAGGCAGGCAGGAAAGACACGCGUCUCGGUAGCGGAGGGUCUGGAAAGGCCGUGAGGAUGAUGGCUGCACGGGUGGAAGCGGGCGCCCUUUUCGCCGCCGGGCCCGGAAGCGCCGCGCGGAGAGAGCGGCCCCGGGUUUGCAGGAGGGGAAGGAAGCACAAAAUGGGCGGAAAGGAGCCCGAAGGUGUCCCCCUCCCCAAGAAGCGGAUGACGGAGGAGGAGGGGCCAUUCUUGAUUGGCAGCCAGAGCACCCUUCCUGCCCCGCCCCCCUCCGAGGCACUGCCCACUUCUUGCGAAUCCGUCGAAAUGGAGGAAACAGCAACCCUGAGGCGGCUGAGGGAGAUCGAAGAGCGAAUCAUCGACGAUGAAGAUGACGACGACGAUGGGAACGACAGCCUUGUGAGGCAGGAUGGCGACGUCAGCCAUGUUGGACUGCCCAUGUUGGUCCUAUCAGAGACCCUGAAGGCCAGCCUCAGGCGGCAGCAGCAGGACUUUGGCCACGAGGGGGGCGGCCUCACCAAGAGGAUCCUCGAGUCCAUGAGCCGCCCGUCAAUGGAGCUGGUCCUGUGGAAGCCCCUCCCUUCCACCAUUUUGAAGAAGGCCUCAUCAUCCACAUCACUUCCUCUUUAUGGAAACACCGACCCUGCAGUGGAGGAAGAGAUGGAGCUCUAAAGGAAGGAGAAAAAGGACACUUCCUGUGUGUAUAUGUAUAUAUUCUGUAAUAAAACACGUGUGUAUAUAUGUAUAUAAAAUAAUAGUUAUAUUAUAUAUAAUAAAAAGAAGAAAAUGGA
Anolis sagrei ordinatus is the source of this 886-nucleotide messenger RNA. It is a transcript of the gene CCDC117, whose product is annotated as coiled-coil domain containing 117. The record is from RefSeq and is a predicted model, not a curated record. Lineage: Eukaryota; Metazoa; Chordata; Lepidosauria; Squamata; Anolidae.